AACUCACUUCCCAGCCACAACUUCCACUCUUACCAACUGCCGCAACCCCGUCUUCCUCAGCACUCUCUCACACACCAACACCUUCGCUCCCCUCAAGGCUUCACUUAUCAGUGAAGCUGCCACUGAACCAUCCCCGUCGCCGGAGCAGGGCAAUGGCUCUGUUGCUGCGGUGGCGCCGACCACCACUAAGGUCCCGGAAGUGAAUCCUUUUGGAGACCCAAGAUGGGUUGGAGGCACGUGGGACCUCAGCCAGUUUCAGAAGAAUGGCAACACUGAUUGGGACUCUGUUAUUGAUGCUGAGGCUAGUAGGAGGAAAUGGCUUCAAGACAAUCCAGAAUCAUCCAGUAACGAUAACCCUGUAGUUUUCGACACCUCCAUUAUACCUUGGUGGGCAUGGAUGAAAAGGUUCCAUCUCCCAGAAGCUGAGCAACUUAAUGGUCGCGCUGCAAUGAUAGGAUUCUUUAUGGCCUAUUUCGUCGAUAGCUUGACCGGAGUUGGCCUAGUCGACCAGACGAAUAACUUCUUUUGCAAGACUCUUUUGUUCGUAGCAGUUGCCGGAGUACUUGUGAUCCGAAAGAAUGAGGACAUUGAAACUCUUAAGAAGCUGUGGGAAGAGACUACAUUCUAUGACAAACAAUGGCAAGCAACUUGGCAGAUCAGAACUCAAACACUCUCAAACAAGAUUAAUGGAUUUGAUUCUUUUGCAGUUCCCUUUGUCUCAUGUUUUUCUUAAUGCAGUACUGUUCUGAUCUGUUUUCUUACUUUUCAUCUUAAUGAAGAAGAGUGAAGCAUGUUUCUGUGUUUUCAAGUUAAAAUCUGUGUUUCUUGUGACUUCUUUCUUAGACAACAUGUGCAAAACUAAUUAACAAACAAAUUGGUUUGUCUAUUAGAAUUUCAGCAAAUGAUACAUACAUAUCUCAUACUAAACAGCAAGCUAAACUUUUAUUGUAAUCUUCCAUUAUCUAUGAGAAGAUUUGCUGCUUCUAUUA
Arachis ipaensis is the source of this 989-nucleotide messenger RNA. RefSeq names its product light-harvesting complex-like protein 3 isotype 2, chloroplastic. The record is from RefSeq and is a predicted model, not a curated record. Lineage: Eukaryota; Viridiplantae; Streptophyta; Magnoliopsida; Fabales; Fabaceae.